Molecule: messenger RNA, 5954 nt
Organism: Chaetura pelagica (chimney swift)
Lineage: Eukaryota; Metazoa; Chordata; Aves; Apodiformes; Apodidae
Gene: GREB1
Product: growth regulation by estrogen in breast cancer 1
Exons: 34
Coding region: 1-5838 (1945 amino acids)
Biological process (GO): multicellular organism development
Source: RefSeq, a predicted model, not a curated record
AUGGGCAAUUCCUACGCUGGGCAGCUCAAGACAACACGUUUUGAAGAAGUCCUGCACAAUUCCAUCGAGGCCUCUCUCCGCUCAAACACCUUGGUGCCCAGACCAGUCUUUUCUCAGCUGUACCUGGAAGCUGAACAGCAACUCUCAUCACAGGAAGCAGGCAGCAGAGCAGAUAAUGAGGAAGAAGAGGAAGAGGAGGAGGAAGAAGGCUCAGAAUCAAGCAGUCCUCCCAUGUCCUACCAGAUGAAGCCUCCCCCAGAAGGAUGUUGCACCACUGAUGGUUUCUGCCAAGCUGGUAAAGACUUGAGGCUGGUUUCAAUUUCCAACGAACACAUUGAGGUGCCCUCAGGGUUUUUACUUGUGGGUGCAAAGUCCCCACACUUACCUGAUCACCUUCUAGUGUGUGCUGUGGACAAGAGGUUCCUGCCAGACGACAAGGGGCGCAACGCUCUGCUGGGCUUCUCUGGCAAUUGUGUUGGCUGUGGCAAGAAGGGUUUCUGCUACUUUACAGAAUUCUCAAAUCACAUUAAUCUUAAACUGACCACUCAGCCCAAGAAACAGAAACACUUAAAGUAUUAUCUGGUCAGGAAUGCACAGGGAGCUCUGACCAAAGGAUCUGUGAUCUGCUGGAAAGGGGCAGAGUUCAGAGGCCAGCAACCUUCAUCCAGCACCUGCUCAAGCACCUUGUUCCAGCUGCCGGAGGGGUCGGGGCUCUCGGGAAGCACCUGGAAUGAGCCACUUCCAGCAGCACACCUGGCGGGAGCGCAGCACCCAGCUGCAGCCAUGGAUCACAGCCCUUCCACAGCAGUGUUCAGCUCAGCUCAGAAUGGCAAGGAGUCGCCUAAACAGCAGCUGGUGAAAAGUAACCUGUCUGCUCUGACCAGACCUGCAGUGUUAGGCACUUUAACAAAUUCGGGGCCUCCCAAAAAGCGCCACAAAGGUUGGUCACCAGAAUCUCCAUCAUCUACUGAAACUUGGAACUUGCAGGUCAACCCACAGGCUCAGAACAGAACUAAAAAUGAUGGAGGAAGCCUGUCCUCUGCACCACACUCGGCUUUGGUGGGGCCAGCCUCAUCUCCCAUGGUGGGCUCAGGAGAGCCAGUCUCAGUUCCUGACAACUUGCUGAAGACCUGUAAAGCAAAGCCAGUUAUAUUUAAAGGUCAUGGAAACUUCCCAUAUCUUUGUGGGAACAUCAAUGAUGUGAUAGUGAGUCCUUUGUUGUACACCUGUUACAGAAACUCACAGUCUUUAUCUAGAGCAUAUGAACAAUACGGGGCCUCCACAAUACAGCCCAUUUCAGAGGAAAUGCAGCUCUUACUGACCGUCUACUACCUUGUGCAACUAGCCUCGGACCAGGUCCCCCUGAUGGAGGAUCUGGAGCAGAUCUUCACGCGCUCAUGGCGGGAGUCGCACCUCUCCGAGAUCCGGCAGUUCCAGCCGGCGCUGCCGGGCCUGGGGGCCCCUGUCCCCCCUGUCCCCUCUGCGGCCACCCCUGUGACCCCGGCACAGCUGCCCUGGCUGGCCGGCCUGGCCGCCACCUCCUGCAACAACAGCGUCCGCAUCAUCGAGUGCAGCUGCUCCCUGGCUGAGGGGCUCUCCGAGAUGUUCAGGCUCCUGAUGGAGGGGAAACUGAGCAAGACCAACUACGUGGUGAUCAUCUGUGCUGGCAGGAACAGAGCCAUCGACUCCUGCAUCGUGAUAACAGGAAAGUACCAGGCCAGAGUUCUGGCUGAGAGCAUGCUCACGCCUUCAGACUACCAAAAAGAAGUGAACUAUCAGCUGGUCACAGGGAAAGUGGAAACUCUGGGGUCCUUCUUUAGCACACUUUGCCCAGAGGGUGACAUUGACCUUUUGCUGGAGAAAUUUUGUCAGGAAAACCAAGGGCACAUCUCUUCAUCACUUUCUGCCUCAGUGAAUAAACCAACAGCACUGAACGGAACCGGAGCAGCUGCGUGUACAAGUUAUGAGGUUGAACGCCAUCAGAUCCGUCCGUUCCAGCUGGCAGUGGCCCAGAAGUUGCUGUCUCAUAUUUGCUCAAUUGCUGACUCCAGCACUCAAAAUCUUGAUUUGGGCUCCUUCGAAAAAAUCGAUUUCUUGAUUUGUGUUCCACCCUCCGAAGUGACUUAUCAGCAGACUUUGUUUCAUCUCUGGCACUCAGGUAUUUUAUUAGAACUUGGAUUGGAAAAGGAACAUCUUACAAAGCAGAGGGUGGAACAGUAUGUUAUGAAAAUAGAUCCAGAAGCCCAGAUUAAAUUCAAAGUCUUUUUACAAAACUCUAUGCAGAAUCCACAUACACUCUUUGUCCUAAUCCAUGACCACGCACACUGGGAUCUAAUGAGUGCUGUGCACAGCCUUUACCCUCAGGCAGAGCUGUCUGCAGGACUGGUUGACAGACUGUUGAACUGCAGGGAGGUGAAGGAGGCACCGAACAUCGUGACCCUGCACGUGACGUCCUUCCCCUACGCGCUGCAGACACAGCACACCCACAUCAGCCCUUACAACGAGAUCCACUGGCCUUCCUCCUACAGCAAUGGUGUAGAUUUAUACCAUGAAGACAAGAAAUACUUUGGACUGUCCGAGUUCAUUGAGUCCACCCUCUCUGGACACAGCAUCCCACUGCUUCGGUACGACAGCUCUUUCGAGGCCAUGGUCAUGGCUUUGGGCAAGAGGUUUCCCAGGUUACACAGUGCAGUGAUCAGGACUUUUGUCCUCAUCCAGCACUACUCUGCAGCUAUGAUGGCAGUGUGUGGUCUUUCUCAGAUGAAGAACUACACCUCAGUGGAAACUCUGGAAAUCACCCAAAACCUCAUAAACUCAUCACGACAAUGUCCUAGUGGCCAUGGCCUGAUGGUAGUGUUGAGAAUUCCAUGUACUCCCCUGGCUGCAGUGGCCUAUGAGCGACUGAAUAAUGUGAGGGAAAGACUGGCCCUGGAAGAGAACUUUGAGAUAAUCUUGGGGAAUCCGAACUCUGGAAUCACCAUAGGGAAGCACUUUGUGGAGCAACUGAAGGUCUGGCAGAAAAUCGAAGAUGCAGAUUGGAGACCACAGACCUAUUUGGAAUUGGAAGGUUUGCCUUGUAUAUUGAUAUUUAGUGGUAUGGAUCCACAAGGGGAGUCUUUGCCACGAUCACUGAGAUACUGUGACCUACGUUUAAUAAAUUCAUCUUCUUUGGUCAGAACAACCUUGGAGCAAGAGCUUGGCUUGGCAGCAUACUUUGUGAGCUCAGAGGUUCACACAGAAAAAGCAGUUGUGAAUGAUGUGUUGGAAAGUGACCAAGAGAAGCUCAGCAGCACUGAUAAUGAGGAUGAAGAAAUAGCCACAGAAGGUUCUACUUCAGAAAAGAGAAGUCCUAUGAAAAGAGAAAGAUCCCAUUCCCAUGACUCUGCAUCUUCAUCUCUCUCUUCAAAAGCUUCCAUUGCAGCAUUCUGCAGUGAGUCAUCUCCUCUGGCAGCAGCAGCAGGAGACACAGCCAAAUCCCCCCACCGAGUCCUGAGCAACAGCACUGAGGAAACUACAAACAACUGCGAAAGGCAGAAGCAGAAAGUAGACAAGGGGGCACAAACAGCCAUCAGCAAACACUUGCCACUAGUAACUGAACAGCUAGAUACAAAGCAAAACAUAAGAAGUGCCCAAAUUUCCAUCCCCUCAUCAUCCUCUCCCCCUUUCUCCUCCUCCCCUUCCUCCUCUGCACCUCCUCAUAACCCCUUCAUCCUACAGAGCUCUCAGUGCUCCAUGACCAAAGCUUCCAAGCAGCCUCCCAUAGUUUUCCUGCCCAAGCUGGUUUAUGACAUUGUGACUUCCACGGACAGCAGUGGGCUUCCCAAAUCCUCCUCCCUCUUGCCUUACCACUCAGUCAUGUGGGCGAGCUCCUUCCGGCCCCUGAUGAGCAAGAUGAUGACCUGCACGGAGCAGUCCCUCUACUACCGCCAGUGGACGGUGCCCAAGCCCAUCCACAUGGACUACACCAACAGGAGUGAGGGCAGGAUGGACACCUUCCACCCCAGGAGGCUGCUGCUGAGUGGGCCACCACAGAUAGGGAAAACAGGUGCCUACCUGCAGUUCCUCAGCAUUUUGUCCCGAAUGCUGAUUAGACUGACAGAAGUGGAUGUUUAUGAUGAGGAAGAAAUCAACAUUAGCAUAAAGGAGGAAUCUGAUCAAUGCUACCAUCAGCCUGGAGAUCUGUGGCCACAUCUGGAGACAUUUAAGAAGAUGCCUUUUGACUACACUAUCCAUGACCCGAAAUAUGAAGAUGCAAGUCUGAUCUGUUCAAAGCUUCAAACCAUCAACAGCAGGGACAGGGACACAGGCCGCAGGCAGGAGGACACGUUCCCGCGCCGCCGCACCGCGCGCAUGCGGCUCUCCAAGUACGCAGCCUACAACACCUACCACCACUGCGAGCAGUGCCACCACUACAUGGGCUUCAACCCCCGCUACCAGCUAUACGAGUCCACUCUGCACGCAUUUGCCUUUUCUUACUCCAUGCUGGGAGAAGAGAUCCAGCUGCAUUUCAUUAUCCCAAAGUCCAAGGAGCACCAUUUUGUCUUCAGCCAACCAGGGAGACAACUGGAAAGCAUGAGGCUGCCACUCGUCACAGACCAGAGUGAAGAUUACAUAAAAAGCCCCACUUUUACUCCCACCACUGGUCGUCAUGAACAUGGACUUUUCAAUUUAUACCAUGCAAUGGAUGGAGCCAGUCAUCUGCACGUGUUAGUAGUCAAGGAGUAUGAAAUGGCCAUAUAUAAGAAGUAUUGGCCCAACCACAUCAUGCUUGUCCUCCCAAGCAUUUUCAACAGUGCUGGAGUAGGUGCUGCACACUUCCUGAUAAAAGAGCUAUCUUACCAUAACCUGGAGCUGGAACGAAAUCGGCAGGAGGAGCUGGGGAUAAAACCCCAGGACAUCUGGCCUUUCAUUGUCAUUUCAGAUGACUCCUGUGUGAUGUGGAAUGCAGUAGAAGUUGAUUGUUCAGGAGACAGGAAAAGUGACUAUAUGUGGAGUGAAAGGAAUGUUUCCUUGAAGCAAAUUCUGCAACGUAUUGAAGCGACUCCCGAUGUCACUCACUACGCCCUAAUUGGGAUGAGGAAAUGGUCCAGUAAAACCAACAGUGCUGAGAUCAAGGAACCAUUCUCCUGCUGCCACGUGCAUGACUUCAUUAUGCUGAAUGUUGAUCUGACACAGAAUGUACAGUACAAUCAGAACAGGUUCACGUGUGAUGACGUUGACUUCAACCUGCGCGUCCACAGCGCCGGCCUCCUGCUCUGCCGCUUCAACCACUUCAGUGUCAUGAAGAAGCAGAUUGCUGUGGGAGGACAGAGGUCCUUCCACAUCAAGUCCAAGGUACCCGACACGCCCGUGUCAGUCUCCCCUGCUCAGUACAUCUGUGCCCCUGACAGCAAGCACACCUUCUUGGCAGCACCUGCUCAGUUGCUCCUGGAAAAGUACCUGCAGUACCACAGCCACCGCUUCUUCCCUCUCUCUCUGAAGAACUUCAGCCACCCCGUGCUGUCUGUGGACUGUUACCUGAACUUAGGACCCCAGAUUGCAGUUUGCUACGUGAGUUCUCGGCCUCACUCUCUGAAUAUCAGCUCCUCUGGUCUGACAUUCAGUGGCCUCCUGCUGUACCUCUGUGACUCCUUUGUUGUAGCUAGCUUUUUGAAGAAGUUUCAUUUCCUUAAAGGUGCCACGCUGUGUGUGAUCUGCCAGGACCGCAACUCCCUCCGCCAGACGGUGGUGCGGCUGGAGCUGGAGGACGAGUGGCAGUUCCGCCUGCGGGACGAGUUCCAGACUGCCAAUGCCAGGGAGGACAGGCCCCUGUUCCUCCUGACUGGCCGACACAUCUGAGUGGAGAGACACAUUUCCUGAGUGAUCCCAGAGACUUCAUUGCCACCAUCUCAUGAAAUGACUUCGGAGAGGCUCUGCUCUCCCAGCAGAGACAGGACUGCUUUCCACUGCUUGUU